This is a messenger RNA of Ilex paraguariensis (yerba mate), 3106 nucleotides long. NCBI's taxonomy places the organism in Eukaryota, Viridiplantae, Streptophyta, Magnoliopsida, Aquifoliales, Aquifoliaceae. The record is from the annotation of a GenBank genome assembly.
CUGUAUAGUUGAUCAUUCAACUGUAUAACUUGUUCAAGCUUGAUGAUUUAGGGUUUAUAUUUGCUUUAAAUUCUGAUAUGGUGAUGAAUUAUGGAAGUUCUUGAAUUGUUUUCUGUGUUUCUGUUCUGUGAUUUUUGAUUGGUGGUUAGCUUGUGUUCUUGAGGAUUCUAUCACUUGGGUUGACUUCAUUUUCUGAGCGAUUUCUUGAAUCAGGGUUCUGUUUCUCACUGAUGUUCUCAAAGCAAGAUUGUGGUAUAUAUCACCACUAUAGAUCAAAUGCCAUCUGUCAAAAUGAAGACCAAGUCAUCUGCGGGCUGUUUUGUGGAACAAAACGGUCUUCAUGUAUGUCAAAAGUCAAGUAUGAUAUCGAAGAAUUUGCUCUCUCGUGUCAAGAUUUCUCAACAGGCAGCAGAACUUGAGACUUGUAUUCCUAGUAGUCAGGACGGUGAGUGAUGGUACUGAGUAAUCACACUUGGCAAAUGGUAUAGAAAAGACAUUACUUUAUCGGUAUCAACAAGGAUAGCAUAAUUUAUGGGUUGGAUUAUUCCUUAUUAUCAUCUGUUGCCUAUGGUCAAGGUUGUCAAUUAGUGUGAGAUAUCACAGAUCAGUGUUAGGGUUUUGUGCAGCAUAUGUAUCAUAGGGGUGUAUAUAGAUAAGACAUACAUUUUAUUUUAUCAAACAAUUAGAAGGAUUUACAUGGAAUAAUACAAUAGUGACUGAUUAAAAUUUGUAAGAAGCAAUUCGAUCUCCAUUUUAUCCAUGUUUGAAAAACAGUUUAGGUAAAAUGAUUUAGUUGAAUGUGACAUGGCAUAGCAUUAUAUCAUGAUUUAUAGGCGCAUUUUAGGAUCACAUUACAUUAUGAAACCUUUGACAUUUUUCUUUCGAACAAAGUCAUUGUGGUGAUACUAUUGGAGUAAAACUGACACUUGGAAUUAUGUUGUCUACAACUGAUUGGUGUAUGUUGACUUAAUAGUUUGCAAUCACAAAACAAGCACUUCCAUUCAAUAAGCAAUACUUGAUGUUUGUUCAAAGUUUCUCAAGAAUUGUACUUUUUAUGAAGUGAAAAAUUACUUCAAUAAGCUUUGUUCUUUUUCUUUUUGAUGUGGUAGAAUCAGGGAGUUAACGAUUUUAUUUUUGAUGCCCACCUAAAAUAAAGCUAUAUGAGGGGUAAUAAACUGUAAAAUUUUAAAAACCUGAAAGAGGUCGAUGUAUAUUUAGUCCUAGACUGCCUAUAGACAAGUACCAAUCAUAUUAUUCUUCAUUUCUUGAAAUAAAGAUGCUUUAUUAUUCAAUUUUUCUGAAAUGACAAAAAAAUUUAAGGUGAUUAUAUCAUAAGUGUGAAAUAUGUACUUAAUUGACCAUCAUAAGAUAUUGUCCCACAGCAAUAGGCAGUGCUGGGCCUCUAGUUACUCUCUUGUAUCCUCAGUUUAGCUAUGAAACCCACUUAGUGCUAAAGAUUGUUCAUUUGAUUGAAUUUAUGGUUUUGUAGUUGGUUUGUUCAAGACACAAUGUGCUCAGGACAGGGGAAGUGGUGAAACUAACUAUAUGCUCGGUAAAGAAACCUGUCAGUCUCAGAAGCAGCAUUCACCUCUGAUUGACUCUUCAACUGCUGGGAGAACAGAAUCUGUUCCAGCAACCUGCACAUCAAACCUGGAAACAAUAUUUUCACCUAUUCUGGAGUCCAUUGGCAUUCACAGUGAACUAAAUGCAUACUAUGAUGGAGGAAGUCACAAACAUCUUGAUGUUCCAUGGUUGGGUGAAGAUAACAGGGGUGAGAACAGCGGAAGUUCAGGCGAGCACCAUACUUGCAACGUAUCAGAUUUUUACAUUUCUGACACGAUUGGUUCUGCCUUACCCAUAGAAGGCAACUUAACAUAUGACGAUAUUCCAGAAAACACCACCUGCUUACUUGAUUACACAUGUGAUGAGCCAAGUGUUUUUUUUAAUGUGUCUGAUGUGUCUGAGGAAUGUAUGAUGCUACAUUUCCUCGAGGAUGACGUGGAAGCGAGCAAUGGCCAUGAUAACAGAUCAUGUGAAGAAAGCAUACAGUCAGAUGAUUCAAGCUUACAUUUAGUAAUCCAUCAAUUGAGAUCCUGCAACCAGUAUUCUGAUGUUAAUUGCUACGCGGACUCAGAUCAAGCAGAGUUCUUUGAUCCACACGUGUUCAUCAGGAAUCUGCCAGACCAACUGGAUGUGUCACCCAGUUUUCGGCCCACCUUAUUGCCAAAGGAAACCCGGAAAAUGAAACCAAUAACCCUAGUGCUUGAUUUGGAUGAGACACUUGUCCACUCCACAUUGGAGCAUUGUGAUGGUGCCGACUUCACAUUUUCUGUGUUUUUCAACAUGAAAGAGCACACCGUGUAUGUGAAACAGCGGCCUUACCUCCAAACAUUCCUGGAGAGAGUUGCAGAAAUGUUUGAAAUUUUAGUCUUCACAGCCAGUCAAAGCAUCUAUGCUAAACAACUUCUGGAUAUACUUGAUCCGGAUGGGAAGUUCAUUUCACACCGAGCUUAUCGUGAAUCAUGCAUUUUUUCAGAUGGAAUUUACACCAAGGACUUGACUGUUUUAGGUGUUGAUCUUGCAAAAGUAGCGAUAAUUGAUAAUUCCCCUCAGGUUUUCCGGUGGCAAUUGAAUAAUGGGAUUCCUAUUAAGAGUUGGUUUGAUGACCCAUCAGAUUGUGCACUAAUUUCAUUACUUCCCUUCCUAGAGACCCUGGUUGACGCUGAUGAUGUCCGUCCCAUCAUUGCUAAGAGAUUCGGUAACAAGGAAUAAGAGCCCCUUGUUCUCUCCUUAUUAUCUCAAUUUAACAACUCCUUGUCCCUUUCACUUGUUUUAAGCAAGUUCAUUCUUCAUUCCUCUUUUAGUUCUAUAUAUACACAUUUAUGGAUAUAUUGGUCUUCUUGUUGCAUCAGCCUUUGGUGUUUGUGCCUCUGUUUGUCUCUUCUCUUUUUCGUAUAGGUGUUUGAUCUAAUUGUGCAAAAGGUUGUUCCGAAGAGCUUCUCUAUAUCUGCAUUGUACAGUUAUAGAUGCUUAGCUAAUAGCUGAUAACAAGCCUGUGUAUAUAAUUUGAUUUGAAAUAAAAUUUUGAAUUUCUUAUUUCAUUAUA